This is a messenger RNA of Mya arenaria, 3427 nucleotides long. RefSeq lists its product as uncharacterized. The transcript has 14 exons. Bases 505 to 2808 code for a protein of 767 amino acids. The record is from RefSeq and is a predicted model, not a curated record. NCBI's taxonomy places the organism in Eukaryota, Metazoa, Mollusca, Bivalvia, Myida, Myidae.
UAUUCAAAACACAAAUAAAGAUAUUUCACAAAUCAGACACAACCGUUUUAUAGUGCAAUACCAUCCCUGGGAAUAAGUUCGUUAUCAAAAUUAAAUGAUUUUAUUUUCUAAGUCAAAGAGGACCGGACGUAUUUACGUUAUUAACGUAAUAAGAAAGUGUUCAAAAGUGACGGAAAUGUUUUGUUGAUAUUUGAAAAAGAGAAAAACCACACGUGCAUAUGACCGAGGAAGUACUUUUAUUAUCAUAAAUGAUUAUGUGUUGAAUUAAUUUCGUGAAUUUUUAAAUCACAAUCAGUUCAGUAAGCUACCAAAGUGGGACAAACUAAUUGGAAGUUUCGUUGUCUCUAUAAAUUUCCGCGACUAAUUUAACAAUGAUGCGUAACCAAGACGUUAAAUGAAAUACGUUGUAUCUUGUUUUGUAUCAAUCUUGGGACUUCAUUAUAUUAAUAUAAUAGAGUUUAAUAUUGGACAUAUUUUGAAAAAAAGUUCGUGCACAAGUUCACGAUGACGGAUAUUUUGAGACCCUUUACGCCAAAACGUAUUCCAAAAAACUAUUACAAGCGCGGUUCAACUAUGACGCCACGUCAGCUUCAGGAAGACCGUGACAAAUACAGCUUCCGGAUUAGACCGACGUCAGCACCAGCGACGUCAAACAUCCAAAGAUCAAGGAGGUUUACGCCUAUUACAGUGACAUCAGAGUAUGACUUCAUUCGACGUCGCAAGGUCAGUCCAAAAUCGGCCAAAGAAAGAUCAACAUUCACUGACGUCAAUGAUAAUGUCAAUUACGCUUAUCGGACAGACGGCAGAACAGGAACAACGGAAACCUCUGACGAUCAAGACAUGUUUGCCGUUGUGCGGGCGGUCAAGGAGGCCCGGACGUUUGAGGAGGACACGGAGUUUUUCCGGGAUAUCCAGAAAGACAUGCAGCAACCGGAAGUGGGUGUGAAGGAGGAAAAGAAGGAUGCUGCGCCCGUCUUCAACAAGCGUCUAUUCGCAUCCCAGGGUUCUGUGAUAAUCACUCAGGAGGCACGACGCUUGAUGGCACGAAACAGUGAGGCGAACGUCAGAUGUGAUCUAAACACCCAGUUGACGAAAUCACAGAUUACAUGCUUGCGUUGUGUUGUCGAUGGAUUAAAACUGAUACAUAAAGGACAAGAUUUUGUAAAAGACGUUUUGAGCAAGGUGGUCUCUUAUGAGAUGUACAAAGCUUUCGAGAAUGUGCCCACGAAAUCCUGGGAGAACGAACUAGGAUGCCACUACAUUUUGAACGGCGCCGUUGAGGUGACGUAUGAUCUCAAGGCCGUGGAGUCACGAAACGUUUUCCAGGCCAACAUUAUCUAUAGUCAUGGCACAGGGGAAUAUCUCGGCCUGGUAAGUCCGGAAGGGCCGACAGAAGACCUUACCCCACCCGCCACUAUAUACACGAAGGAACUGACACAGUUUAUUCGGAUAGACCGCGCGCGUUUUCAUGCGCUCAUGCGAAAAGCGACAGAAAUGAUCGAUAAACGCAAACGUGACUAUGUGAACGAAUAUAGCUUCCUCAAAGAUGUCUCUCAAGAAGUGAAGGAGAAAAUUUUGCAUAAAAUGGCGAUUCAGGAAUAUCCAGCCAACAGAGUUUUGCUAGCCCAGAAUGAGAUGACAGACUACAUCUAUGUCAUGAUGAAAGGUCGAUGCCAAACGUACCGGGAGAUUUUCAUACCGGAAGCUGAAAGAGAAGUGCUUUUCUACCUUACCAGCAGGGAGAAAGAUGAUUUCUUUGGGGAAGAGUGUGUAUUGGAUCACGCGCCAGCCACGUGCACUGUCGUGACGGUUACUGCUGCCACGUGCCUCAAACUCCACAGGUCGGCGCUGAAGAUGGUACAUCGUGAUAGGCUGACGCGCUACAUCGACUGCCAACGUCACGAGGUCCCCAACGACCGGGAACUCCAGAAUCGGGGGUACAAGGAUUCCGUGUGGAACCGAUAUAAACACAACCAGGUAAAAGCAUCCCUGAGGGAGGGUGGCAAACUGCGAUACCUGAGUCGACCACACAGCGCCACCAUCCACGAACGGCCACCCACAGACGGGGAAAUGUACACUGAAAAUAUGAGACGAUUUGUAAUGAAAGGAUCUAAAUAUGAACCACUCCGUGCAAAAUCGGCUGUGCAUACACGUCAUCACCGCGAUCAUCGGUUACCAAGGCGACCAAAAACUGCUAUAUCAAGCGGACUAAUUACGGAAACUGCCGAAGACGAUUCGGAAAAACACGAAGCGAGCGACAAGGAAAAUGAGAAAGGUGAAGAAGUGGACAGUGGUAACCAAGGAACAGAGGAGACGGGUUCAAAGCUCAUGAGCGUAGAUAAGGCCAAAGAAAUGGAGAAACACGUCGAAAAGACUCGGCGCAAAAGCAUUGUACCAUUGUUACAGGCGAUGGAAUCUCGCGAGAGUCUCAUGAAGGUCCUAGAUGAACAGAGUGACGUGAGCGCGCAACUCCGCCAGGCGUGGAGGGCGGACAACCAGCAAGAGACGCAGAACUUUAUGAAGAACGGCGUUUUAGUGACGAUGACGUCAGAGGACAUCGUCCGAAAGGCAAAGGCGCUGGCCAAGGGUCACGCAGACAAGUGGGGCGCCAGGGGUGGUGGCGAGGAGGAAUGGGACACGAUACUUCACGCUGAAAACAAACAGGCCAAAAUGCUGAUCACUGCCAACCGGAUGCGGAUGAAGGAUUUGAAACGUCGUUUAGCCGAACUUCAGAAAAAGCGAGAACGGGACCGGAAACGAAACGCACCUAGGCAGCAUGGCGAAUUUUCGGAAUCUGACUCAGACUAAACUGAUCAUUUCAGCCUAAAAAGCAUUACUGUGGUAUAUAUGUGUAAUACAGUACACGUAGUAUGAAUACGAUUCAUGUUUAAGUGUGGAACAGGACAGUUUCCUGAACUGACAUUAUACUGUCGCAUAUGUUUAAGAAUAUGGAAAUAUAUACCAUUGUGUAUAAAAUGCAGAAACCAAGAUAAGGGUUUAGAUGAGGCACGAUUUCUCCAAGUACAAAUCUUUCAGCAUAUUAUCAGACCAGUCGGAUGGCCUAAAUACGUUUACUACUAUAUAAAAAUGGAAUGCACUAUUAGAUUUAAAGUCAUUACGUAUGACAUAGCAUAAAACUAGAAAGCUACUCCGAAAGAAUACUACCAUGGUGUAUUUGACCUCAAAUAUAACGUAAAACACACUCAAAAUGACCACUUACGCAGUGGCGUCUCUAGCGGGGGCAUGAGGGCCCCCAGUUGGCCGACAAAUGAAACGUAAAAACACAUAUUUUUAACCUUACAGUUAUACUUGAACAACUAAAUCGCUAAUUUAUAUAGUGUUUUUUAUAAGUAUGUCCACUUUAUAUGAUGAAUUAAAAUAUUCUUGUAUAUGUACGGUAAAAGGCAUCAACGGUUCAAUACCUCAG